CCAGUCCAAUAUGGCUGCCGCGUCUCCGCGCUGAAACUCCGUGGUGUCAAAGCUCCUGAGCCCGCGGUGUGAGAGCCUCUGUCCCGCACUUACUGCCGGACCCACAGCGUGAGUGUGAGACCCGUCAGGAGAAGACGCAAUGCCGCUCCUCGGUGUUCUGCUGUAGAACUUGUUAGUUUGUUUCUCAGAGUUUCCUCACAUCGAGCUGCACUGUCAGAGUUUGGAUCUGAAGGCGGAAGGAGCGAGUGUCCGUGUCCCCGGUGUCCCCUGCGGUGUCCCCGGCCUCAGGAACAUGGCGCAGUCCCCGGUGGCUGUUCAAGUUCCCGGAAUGCAGAACCCUCGAGCAGAUCCUGAGGAGCUCUUCACUAAACUGGAGCGCAUUGGGAAAGGAUCGUUCGGGGAGGUGUUCAAGGGCAUCGACCGCCGCACGCAGAACGUGGUUGCUAUCAAAACCAUCGACCUGGAGGAAGCUGAGGAUGAGAUCGAGGACAUCCAGCAGGAGAUCACCGUGCUGAGCCAGUGCGACAGUCCACACGUCACCAAGUACUACGGCUCAUACCUGAAGGGCAGUAAGCUUUGGAUUAUAAUGGAGUAUCUUGGUGGAGGAUCAGCUCUGGAUCUGUUGCGUGCUGGACCUUUUGAUGAGUACCAGAUCGCCACCAUGCUGAAGGAGAUCCUGAAAGGCCUGGACUACCUGCACUCAGAGAAAAAGAUCCACAGGGACAUCAAAGCCGCUAACGUGCUCCUGUCCGAGUCUGGUGAGGUGAAGCUGGCUGACUUCGGCGUGGCAGGACAGCUCACAGACACGCAGAUCAAACGGGAGACCUUUGUGGGAACGCCCUUCUGGAUGGCUCCAGAGGUCAUUCAACAAUCUGCUUACGAUUCCAAGGCUGAUAUCUGGUCUUUGGGCAUCACUGCUAUUGAGCUUGCCAAGGGUGAACCGCCCAACUCAGAAAUGCACCCCAUGAGGGUUCUGUUUCACAUCCCGAAGAACACACCCCCGACCCUGAGCGGUGACUUCUCCAAGACCUUCAAGGAGUUUGUGGACUCGUGUCUGAAUAAAGACCCCACGUUUAGACCAACUGCCAAGGAGCUGCUGAAACACAAGUUUAUUGUGAAAACCAAGAAGACGUCCUACCUCACCGAGCUGAUCGACAGGCUGAAGCGCUGGAAAUCUGAAGGCCACAGUGACGGAGAAUCUGAUUCGGACUCGGACUCAGAGCCGAACAACAGAGACAGCGACUCAUCCCCCGAGUGGACCUUUACCACCGUCCGCAAGAAGCCUGAUAAACAGUCGAAUGGAAUGGUGUUUCUUGAUCAAGCGGUACAGAAAAAAUCUACCAGUCUGUCUACAGUAAUCAAUCCGGUGUUUACUGAGUUGAAGCUGCAGCACAGGGAUGGGGAUGUGAGGAGGAAUGUGAUUGAAGAUCUGGAGAAGAGUCUGCAUGCUGCUGAGGACCUUUGCCAUGGAAUCACAGACAAGAUGAUCAGUCACAUCCUGGAAAGGGUGAAGAGGUUCUCUGUGAGUUAGUUUUGAAAUGAAACACAGAAGCUGGACGACCAAACAUCUGCAGGGCUUCUACAAUCUCAGCUCUUCCUGUUCACUGAACACACACACACACACACACACACACACACACACACACACACACAAGCACAGCCUCUCCACACACAUGGACAGGAGGGACUCAGGUUGCACACACACGCACUAUAACAUUACCAAAUAAGGAAUUUCCCUUUUCAAGAAAGACAUAAAUAUAUAUUUGUGUAAUUAUAUUUAUAGAGAUUUUCACCAUGUGCUCUUUUUAGAUUCGCGCCGGGGCUCAGUGACUCCUUCCUUUUAUUUGAGUUGAUUAUUUUAGUGCAGGUUGUGAGUCAUGGAUUUGAGUUAUAGGUUUUCUGCUGAGCAUUAGACUUGUCAGUUUACGUAUAUAUACACACGUGUGUUGACCCUAUUUGAUGCAACACUUUAUUUUAUGCUUCUGUCAGUAAUAUUAAUGUGUGGGAGGUUUAAUAUUCACGUUUUAUUCCUUUUUUUUAUAAUAAAGGUAGAAUUUCUGUUAAACUCUACAUACUGUUACCUGUAGCAUUAUAACUGCUGUAUGGGAAAAAUCCCUUCAUAUCAUGUUCAUGAAAACGUAGAAAUACCUCAGAUAAAGCAAUCAAUAUAAAGAACGACUUAAAAAUGACUUAAUCUUUAAUUUAUAUUAAUGUAAAGUGCACAUGGAGUUAUGGGAGAGCAAUUUUGCUGUGCAAAAGGGACUUCCGUUUCUGACCCUCGAGAUCAAACAUUAUAUUUCAUAAAGACAAGUUUAUUCUCUGAUUUUAAAUUGGCGUUUUUAUCAUUUACAGAUGUGGCCUUGUUACCUUUGUAACCCCCUUUACAGAUGUGGCCUUGUUCCCUUUAAACCAUUCUUCUGUAAUUCCAGAUGUGGCCUUGUUUCCUUCAUACCCCCCCCCUCCCCCUUACAGAUGUGGUCUUGUUUCUUUUAUACCCUUCUCCAAUUGCAGAUGUGCCCCUGUUCUCUUUAUUCCCUUUUUCUGUAAUUCCAGAUGUGACCUUUUCCCUUUAUGUUCUCUCCAAAUACAGAUGUGGCCUUGUUCCCUUUAUAUUGUUCUCCCCAAAUUUUAGAUAUGGCCUUGUUCCCUUUAUACCCCCCCCUUUACAGAUGUGACUUUAUUCCCUUUAUACUAUUCUCCUUUAAUUCCAGAUGUGGCCUUGUUCCUUUUUUUGUUGUUCUUCUCCAAAUACAGAUGUGGCCUUGUUCCCUUUGUAACUCCCCCCCCUAACAGAUGUGGCCUUGUUCCCUUUAUACCCUUCACCUGUAAUUCCAGAUGUGGCCUAGUUUGUUCCUUUUAUGUUCUCCUCCAAAUACAGAUGUGGCCUUGUUUCCUUUAUACCCUUUUCCUCCAAUUCCAGAUGUGGCCCUGUUCUCUUUAUUCCGUUUUCCUGUAAUUCCAGAUGUGGCCUUGUUCCCUUUAUUCCCCCCCACCACCCCCUUAACAGAUGUGGCCUUGUUUCCUUUAUACCCUUCUCCUCCAAUUCCAGAUGUGGCCUUGUUCCCUUUAUACCCUUCCUCUCCAAAUACAGACAUGGCUAUGUUCCAAUUAUACCGUUCUCCUUUCGCCAAUUACAGAUGUGGCCUUGUUUCUUUUAUACCUUCUACAGAGUUUUGCUGUUUCUAGGCUUUUUUUUAGUGAUACUGUACUUCUGAAGGAAAUGCACUGCACACACUUUGUACUGGGGGAAUCUUACACACACACACACACACACACACACACACACUCGGUGUGGAGGAGAGGGUGAUAUUCUCUCACCAGUGGAGGUUUAGGUCGUGCCCCUGCAGUGUGAGUGCUGGAGCUCUUUGUGUAGAAACUUCACAUAUGUGUAAAUGGGAGCGAGUUUCGGGGAAAGUUUCGAUAUUCUACCUGUAAAGUUUCUGCCAAGCGUUUUCUAAACACUUUUGGGUGCCAUCACUGGAAUGGUGGUGAGGAGAUCAGAUCUGCACUUGCGUUGGCAUGGAGACGAUGAAACGCCAACAUUGUGCCUAAACUUUAUUUUUCUGUGUUUAUGUAAUUAUUAUUCUCUUUAUAAAGCUUUAAAGGAUUUUACAUGUUGCCAGACUUUAUUAUAAUUUUUUUUCUUUAGAUAAACAUGAUACCAAACUAGUUUUUGUAAAUGUUCUCUUUUUUAAAAGGUUUCUGAAAUUGCAACACAGGAAUCUAAAGCUGUAUCAUUUCCAUGUAUAAAUAAUAAAUCUACAGCCUUUUUCGCUUUAACUGUUACAAACUGGUCUGCUUCGACAAAUAAAGAUGUAAAUUAUGA
This is a messenger RNA of Silurus meridionalis, 3826 nucleotides long. It is a transcript of the gene stk26, whose product is annotated as serine/threonine protein kinase 26. Gene Ontology annotation, biological process: protein phosphorylation. NCBI's taxonomy places the organism in Eukaryota, Metazoa, Chordata, Actinopteri, Siluriformes, Siluridae. Gene Ontology annotation, molecular function: ATP binding; protein kinase activity. The record is from RefSeq and is a predicted model, not a curated record.